AUGACAUCGCAUGCAGCGAAUCAACAACCCCUGGCGCCCAACGGCGGCCCUUCUUCCGGCAUGCAAGCGCCUCCGGAGCAACCCCAGCCGGAUACACAGCCGGACAUGCAGAGCAGUCAUAUGCUAAAGACAGGCAGGCGAGGGAAUCCGUUCUGCAAGGAUACGCACGACCUUUUCGCGACGUUGAUGGUCUCGCUCGAGCUCAAGAACAACUCUCGCUUCUUCAAGACGUAUCCAAAUUCGUUCACAACAGACGACGCGGCCGCCAAUCUUGCGUCUCUGCGGUUUUCGCAGAGCAAUCGCACGACAGAUCCCAAUGACGCCUCCCGAAUCGUGACGACAACAACCACGACGACAUUCACAAUGUCAAGGGAGAUUGCGAAAGGGAUGUGCCAGCAUUUCAUGGACGCUCGCCUGAUUCAGAACGCCGUCGAUGCCGAGCUGAGCGCGUUCAAGGAGCGUGGCAUCUACCAGAUCACACCGAAAGGGCUGCACAUCCUGGAGCGAUUCAUCACAAAGAAUGGCAUAUCCGCGGAUGGGCUCGUCCACGUCUUCACAAGUCAGCCCAUCUGUAUGAAGCUACUCCACCUUGAGCGACGCCAGAGCGACGACGAGAUCCAUGUGUCGCGCGUGAUUGUGGAAGCAGUCUUCAGGCGCUUCUCCGGUGGUCGACAUCCAAAUUAUAUGAUAGAUCAGCUUGACCCAAGUAGACCGCCGAACAGCACCAAAAGCUGGACAGAGACCACCAAGCAGCAACAAGAGUUGUUCGAUCGGUCGGGCGGCGUGGAGUUCCAAGACUUGACUGAGAAGUUCACCUCUGGCGAUAGAGUUGUCGUCAAGCACGUCUUCAAUUCCGUCGACGCGGUAGAAUGGCUCGGCGACUUUACCACAGUGUGCUGCCGAGAGGAGGCCGCGGACCUGCUUGCUCAUUUUGUUCGAUAUGGCUACAUAAGCCUGUUCAGCGAUAAGUCCAAAUCAACAGAUCGCGUCAUGCUGACCGAAGUGCUUGCUAAUCCUGGCACUGCGAACCAUCAGCGAGCGCAAUUCAAAUGGGGCGUCAAAGUCUUCUACAGAGUCACAGAUGAGGGCAAAGCAGUCGCUGCAGGCAGUGUGACUACUCUGGCCGCUGCUCGCCCUGCCAUGCCACGAGACCCGAGCCACGAGAAAGCGCCCGAGCAACCACUACGAGGCGCACUGCCGCUGAAUACUGAUAAAGCCAACGACAAAGCAGUCUAUGGCAAUACCGCGCUCACCGAAGCGCUCGACAGUCAGCUCAUCAGCGGCAACCUCAUCGACCUCUUCCGCGGCGACGCAUCUGAACCAGUGACAAAUUGGGCGAAAGAGCCGCAUUCUUCCACCGCGCGGCUAACCGCGAUAUUAGAACAACCUGCCCUUAGAGCCCUCUUCAGGGACUAUCUACGGAGCUCGUAUUGCGAGGAGAACCUAGGCUUCUGGCUAGACGUUGCCGAUUUCAGAAGAAGGUUUUCCACAACAUCUUCUGCUAUCGGCGGCAGACCAGGCGUCAAGGCGGAAAAGAGCACCAGCAAUGUCACUGCUUCGUCCGCGAUGGAAGUGCACCAGCAAGCACUCGUUAGUGCGGCAAUGAACAUCUAUGACACCUAUCUCGCGCCUGCUUCGCCAAGCGAGCUGAACAUAGAUCACAAUCUGCGCGGCGACGUCGUCACGUUCGUCCAGAAGAUUCAACAAGAUAGCGGAGCACCCAAGCGUCAUAGCGACGCUACAGAUGCGACAGCGGAUGGUAACAAUGCCACUUCUGACUUGCCAGGCGUCGCAUUGCGGGCAAGUCAAGUCCAGACGCUUCUGCGUCACUAUGAAAGGAUACAAGGCCACAUCUUCCGCCUUCUCGCAACGGACCAGGUGCCAAAGUUCAUCCGGACGCCCAAGUUCCUAGAGAUCUUGGCAGCAUCCGACGCGCAAAGGGGUGGAAGCCAGGUGGCAUGA
Molecule: messenger RNA, 1962 nt
Organism: Mixia osmundae IAM 14324
Lineage: Eukaryota; Fungi; Basidiomycota; Mixiomycetes; Mixiales; Mixiaceae
Exons: 3
Coding region: 1-1962 (653 amino acids)
Biological process (GO): intracellular signal transduction
Source: RefSeq, a predicted model, not a curated record